Molecule: messenger RNA, 8277 nt
Organism: Monomorium pharaonis (pharaoh ant)
Lineage: Eukaryota; Metazoa; Arthropoda; Insecta; Hymenoptera; Formicidae
Product: leucine-rich repeat-containing protein 15
Exons: 8
Coding region: 1248-2714 (488 amino acids)
Molecular function (GO): protein binding
Source: RefSeq, a predicted model, not a curated record
UGCUAACGGACACCCGGUCACCAGUAACGCAGCGGCGAGCUCGGCUCUGUAAAUUGUAACGCUUUCGCAUCUUGGCGCGGAGACGUGUCUUAGCGAUAGCUUUGCGGUAGAUAUCGUCAAUUCUACUGUGGCUUUACCGUGGAUCAUUAUAAAUCGCUUCUAAAUCCACCUGAAACACAUCGAUCGUGCCUUGUACUUCCGGCAACGGAUUCGAGGGAAUUGUGUUAUCGGACAUCAAUGUGCGCGUCGCAUCGUGCGGAUGUGUUUCUCCCGGGAAAACUAAUGAGGGAUUGAUUCCGUCGCUGAUGUAGCCUGUCAAUAACUGCAAAACGACGAUAACAUCGUGACGCAAUUACCGAGCGUUAUUCUCACAACGCAAUUGCGCCGGAUAGAAAACGAUACGAAUAUUACUAACGAAUGGGGAAGCAGCGAGUGAUUACUUCAUGGGUGGUAGUGGAAACCUUGCGAUUUUGUUGAUCGGGUUUGCGGCUACGUAGGUGGUGCGCGUUGAUCGUGGUGAAACGUGUUUAUCGGGAAAGUAAAUUAUUUACGCGCACUAAGCGAGAUAGCGAGCUGCAACUAUAAUAGUGCGACACAUUCGUCGCGUGACAAUAUCGGCGUUAUUUUGCGACCGUGCGAAACUCGCCACGGAUAUCAUCAUCUCGGGAGAGUGAUUCCGACAUUCGCGCGCGAAGUGAGAUUGACCCAUUUCAGAUUUGCAAUGCGCUGAAGCGCGUUCGUUUAACGAGCCGAGAAGUUUUCUCGCGGACCUCUGUGAACUUUAUUGAUCGCUGUAUUUGCUACGUGACAAAAAUGCGAAUAUUCGAGGAAACGUCGGGGUUGCGCGCCUGCGAUCGAUUAGCUGAUAUCGAUUGAACUAUUACUUACACAACGAUAUCAAAAGCGAUGACUAGUGAUCACGCGAGUACGCAUCAUUACUCUAUUUUGCGUCUUCCAUUGAGUAUAUUACGAGCUAGAAGAAGAUACGGUAUUCGCCGCAUGGCUCGACUCGGUGUACUGAUACACCGUGGCAGAGCAAACAAUGGAUAUGAGAAGAGCAGAGGCUAAGUAGCAGGCUGCAGGUACAGAAACGGAGACGGCACGAGGGGAAGAUUGGAAAGAGGCGUGCGGCCGACAGAAAGCGAGAGUGAACGCCAGAGGGAUAGACACGGAGGGCAAAAGUAGGAUACGGGAGGGUCGGCCAUUGUGACAAAGUCGUGGGGGAGAAGUGUGGAGUCCCACGAAAAAUGAGGGAGCAAGCUCUGUCGGAUGUGUGGCGGCUGGUGUGGUUGCUCUGCCUCGUUUUAGCAACGAGCUUAGCGCAAACGUCGCAGGUCUGUCCGUCCCACAGUGAGAUCUCGCCCUGUUAUUGCAGCGUGAAAAAAUCCGGCCUGGACAUUGUGUGCGAGAUUACGGACCUGACACACAUCUUGAAGGCCAUGGCCGUGCUUAAGGGAAGACAGAACCUCGUGAUAUUCUAUCUUAGGCUCAGGCAUAACACCCUGCCCAAGUUGCAGGGAUACGUGUUCCUCGGGCUCGACAUACGCCACCUCACCAUCCACAAUAGUAGCCUCGCGGUGCUCGAGGAAUCUUCCCUUAGUUCUCUCGGAACGGGAUUGACACAGCUGGAUCUCUCCCAAAAUUCGCUGAGUAGCGUUCCGAGCGUCGCGUUGCGAGACCUUCACCAUCUCCUGAUUUUGAAUUUAAACCGUAAUAAAAUCGCAGCCAUCCACGCUAGAGCUUUCGAAGGUCUCGACACACUCGAAAUUCUCACCCUUUAUGAGAACAAGAUCUCCUCUAUAGAUCCAGAUGCAUUUAAAGGACUCGAUAACCGGAGACUCAAAAGACUUAACUUAGGCGGAAACGAGCUCACGAAGAUUCCAACUCAAGCUUUAUCCACGUUAGAAUUGUUGAAGAAAUUAGAAAUGCAAGAGAAUCGCAUAUCUACAAUAACGGAAGGAGACUUUGAAGGAUUGAAAGCGCUCGAUUCAUUAGGAUUGGCGCACAAUCACCUUCGUGAGGUCCCGGCGCGUGUAUUCUCCCACUUGACACAAUUAAACUCUUUGGAACUCGACGGAAAUCAGAUUACUCACGUGGAUGCCAAUGCGUUCAUAGGUCUUGAGGAAAACUUGCAAUAUUUACGACUGGGAGAUAAUAAUUUGCAUUCGGUACCGAGCGACGCUCUGCGACGUUUGCAUCGCUUACGCCACCUUGAUUUGCGGUCAAAUAACAUCACUGUACUUCCGGAGGACGCUUUCACGGGCUACGGAGAUUCCAUCACUUUCCUUAAUCUGCAGAAAAAUAUGAUUAAAAUACUUCCACCUCUGGUAUUCGAAAAUCUCAAUUCGCUAGAAACUUUAAAUUUGCAAAACAACAGACUCACACAUAUCCCAGAAGAAGUUACGGAGAACAUCGUUGACACUCUACGUCACAUCGAUAUAACAGACAACCCUUUGAUUUGUGACUGCGAGCUACGAUGGUACUCCGUGUGGCUCGGAAAUUUGCGUGACAAGGACGACGAGAUGAUGUCAAAGAAGCGGACAGUCUGCAUGAUGCCUACGGAACAUCGUGAAUAUUCCGUGCAGAAUAUCCCGCUCGAAAGGAUGGGCUGCGCGGGCAAAAACGUCGGGAAAUUCUCAUCGUCAGCUAUCGGCUGUAGAAUGUACGUCGACGCGACGCUACCGUUGAUUGUUCUUACUGCUGCUGUAGUGUAAUGCGUUUUGCAAGGGUGCACGGCAUCGCGCGGUGACGGACAGUCGACUUUUCGUUUCGACGUCGCUGGAACGGUCAAUAAUCAUAUCUGCCGUUUUCAUUAAGCGCUGUUAUUACAACUCGCGAUUGCUGUAGCUCACUACGAAUCUUUUAUUCCGUUGUUCAGUUCUAUAAAGGAGGUAAGGAUCCCCCAGGCUUUUCGAGGUAAUCGUGACGCGAUAGCGGAGACGCGUCACGAUUCCACGAUAGCCUUUUUGUAGAAAACAAAACGCUACUUUAUCAUGUACCAUCGCGACAAUUCAACACAUUCAUGGCCUGUUAUGGGAAUGGUGCGAGGGAGUCGCGGCACGAAAAGUCGGCGCAUCUCACGAUGUCCGUUUGUCACGAUCAGCCGACUCAUAACAAGGCUGACGAAGGAAGUCUCGAGCAUUAUUAUUCGAACAGAUUGCUACGAUUCGGCGCGACGGGUAGGAGUGAUUGAUUUUCCUUUGCUCUUUGAGAAGCCGUUUUUUUUUUAUUUCCCUGGAGGAGGUAUGUCUAUUUUGCAUGCGAACUGGAAAGAAUAUAUUAUGCGUACAAGCGAAGGUUGCUUUUCCGUGCAGAGAUACAUAUACGCGUCCAUGCAAUGCGAUCGCGCGUGGACAAUCACGUGGCGUUUGGCAACCGCGACAAUCGAUCUUUUGAGAACUGAAUACUUUAAAUUCUUCCGGAUAUUCGCCGGGCGCUUCCGCGAUGUUCUUUUUUAAACCGGAACGGCUCCUGUCGAGCUCUUCAAUUCGAUUAAUCUUCAAUAUGACAAUCUGUUCGUUGUCCGCAAGAAAGCUUGCGGAAAUAUUUACAUUUUAAUCAAACCGAUACACGUUUGGGAUUUCUUUUAAUGACGUUUAUAAAUUACUUGAUGCCGUAACACUUUUGCUUGAUGACGCUUAAUGUUCACCGUACGUCGUAAGUUUAAUUUCGUUCGCCGCCGUGAAAUACAAUUCACAAAAGUACAAUGAUCGUGUUAAAAAAGUUAAUCCUUGCGGUAAGUCAGAUCGCACUAGGUAUCACGAGCAAUCCCUUCAAUUCCUGCACGUCGAAAUGAUAAUCACAGACGUCGCAGGAACGCUAGAUUAUUAAUGUAACGACGAGCAGUCUGUAGGAGAUAUAUUUGCUACGCGAUGGCGGAUUAAUUUCUGAUAAUGUCACUGUUAUUUAUAAACCCCUCAGAUACUUUACGGUCGAAUUGCAAGAUGGCCAUGGUAACUGUAGUAAGCAAUGAACUCGCGACCUGCUGCUUAUGAUAAUUCAUCGAAAACAACUACCUAAUGAAAAACAAAUGAGGUAUACGUAUCUUUAAUUCUUGUUAUAAUACAGGUAGCAGCGAGGUAUCACUCGUUUAUGUAGUUCGAUGGUAUAGGAUCUGAGCGAUUGCUAGGAACAAACGUCGAUCGAACGAUCGGCCACUGGACCGUAGAAUUCUCGCUCGCAAAAGGAGCGCGCGAGUUUUCUUCACCGGAACGUUACAUAUCAGCAUCGUUGCCAAUUAUUUCGUGGUUAUCCGUUAAGCUCGCGACGCGAAGCGUAGUAUACUCACUAGCGAAUCCGAGUGGCCGGAAGUCAGGUUCCGGAUUCACUCGUUAUAUACAUAUCAAUAUGCGUUCCUGUUGAAUACUCGCGAAUAUACAGUCGACAUCCUCCCGUACGUUGCUUUCCAUAUGCCACGAUCUUCCGAAACGUCGAACAAAAAUUAUUUUUGCUUGUUUGCUCUUGCUUAUUAUCGAAGAUCUUUUCCAGAACUUAGAAAUUAGCAAUUAUUCAAAUUUAUUCAUUCUGUAUUUAUCAGGGACAAAGUGUCAGAAAGUAGGUCAUUCGUCUGUUUUGCUUAAAUCCGUUAUACAUCAUUGAUAGUAAAUCAUUAUAUCAUUAUAUCAAUAAUUUCUGAUACACUGAUUAGAAAACGAAAAAGAAAAUAGAUAGGUUAAAUUCGGGGAUAAAACAAAAAUAAUACUCGUGACAUUUAUCUUUUUAUCGACUUUUCUGCUGGAAUGUGUCCCCCCGCGCGCGCGGUAGAAUCGCUAACAUCUUGAGAUCGCCCCAAUACUUAACUCGACUCGCAAAGACCCGACCGCGCGAAAUGAGAUAACGACUGUGCUGAUGACACGUAAUACUCCCAACGAUACUCUCAACAGGAAACCGACACUUGUCAAAGCCGGUAGAGCACAAACGUGGUUAUUCAAACGCCUCGUUGCGUUCGCUUUACGACUUGCUUACUUCGCCGCCGCGACAGCUCACGUGUGCACUAAAAUUGCAUCAUCUUGCCGAAGGUAAAACGCAUGCGUUACACGUGUUCGCGAUGAUCAUCACGGGACGCAGAGACACAAACAAUCGUAAAGGCAUAACAUCCGUCUGUUGUGCUUAAAAUAUUUCUCGUCUGUUAACAAUAAUAUCCGUUUACAAUAUGGAAGAUCGUGGCACAUGACAACGCAUAUCGUGUGCUUCGUUUUGAAAGACGUUCGGCAAAUUCAGCAAUGCAUACUCAACGACGAACGCGUUUCUCAGCGAAGACCCAUCGUACGGCAGAUCGAUCGUGCAGGAGACGUAGUUCACAGGACGUAGUGCUAACGCAGAAAGUAUCAUGUGUUUUGCUAUUCGAUACGUAUAAAAAAUAAGGUAGAAUUAAGCCUAAGGUGUUAUUGUAAGGCGCAUAUAUCGUAUAGCGGAAUAUUAGAUCGCCGGUAUGCGUUAUAUGGCGCGUCAAGCCGAGCUUUUCGAAAGUGAAUUUCAGAGCUAGACAUUUCAGAGAGCAUUUUGGAUAUUUCAUAUUUUGACUUGGUGUGUGAAAUAAUAAUACGUAAUUCUUGCAAAAGUUUCGUGUCAUCAAUUUUUUUCAUGUAUAAAAUAUUGGAAUCUUUUCUCUAAUUUAGCAGUUUAAUAACAAUGUUAUACUUCAACAAACCAAUAAAGAAAAUUUGCAUAAAUGGAAUAAUUCUUGAAGCUAUUUUCUAAAAAAUGUCUUUUAAUUUUUUUUUACUUAAAAUAGAUUGUCAUUUCAACAUUUCAUGAUCGAUGCAAUAAGACCGUCUGUGGUCUGGAAAAAAUCGUUUGAUUAAUACAGUGCGUGAUCUAUUUCGCGAGUGAAGAUCUUCUCUUUUGAAUGCGCAGGUAGAGACGCGUACGAUGUCACAUACACACGUACACAUAUCAUUUAUACGCCCAAAUCUACUUGUAAGAUAAACUGAUUAACUAAGUCGAUUUAAGGCUUGACGAAGCUAUAACGACUAAAGAUCGUAUACAUAUCGUGAACGUACGAGAUUUAAGAGAAUUUAUUUGUUAACAUAUAUACAUAUAUAUAUAUAUAUACAUAUAUAUGUACGUUAUAUAUAUAAUAUAUAUAUUAUUAUGCAUUAUUUUACGAUUAUAAAAAAUAUAUUAUAUAUACCUAUAUCUCUUAUAUAUACAUAUAUGCACUAGAUGUUUUUUCUAAAAAGUUAUAUUAAUAAUAAUAUAAAAAAACUGUCAAGCACACAUUGGCGUUGUAAAUUUAGUUGUCUUUUAAAUUCCAAAAAUCCAUCUUUAUCGUGUUUUGCUUUAUUGUAUUCUCAGUUAUAAAAUACUUUAAUAUAAGAUUUGGAUAUGUUAAAUAAUAAUAAAAAUUAACGAUACGCCAAAUGCGAUCCUCUGCAGGCCCUACUUUAGCUUAGGAUUCGUACGAGGCAUAUCUACUAUUACCCUUAAUUAAUUUUCGUCUUUAUAUAAUUACAAGCGAAAAAUUCAUGAGUACAGAUUUACACGAGUUCUAAUCUAUACACAGUUAUGAUUAUUAACAAGAGAAAAACGGCAGUGUGUGAACGGCAAUAAGUUAUAAAAAAAGUUGAUAGAUAUGAAAGUAAAACUAGCGAAGUAGCAUAAUUAUCUGAGUCAGAAGUUCAAAGUAUAUACUAUUUAUUGUAGAAAACACAUUUGAGAAAUGCAAUAUAAAAGAGCUUCUUUAUAUUAUAUUUUAAACAUUUUACAUUUCAAUCAUUUUUCCGACAAUACCCUAAGUUAUUCGACGUUUUUUAUCUUUACUUAUCUUUCUUAUUUCUAAAUUUUGUUCUUUUGCUAUUAUAUUGAAAUAGAAAAAUAAAAAAUGUUAAGAACAAAAGUUUCUUAAAUCCGAAUUAAUUAUCUACUUAUACACUCAAAAAUUUGCUUCAUUGAAGAACUUCCGGCUCGAAUGUUAAAACAUAUCUUUAGACAAAUUUUAGAGACAAAAGCGAAAACGGGAGUUUGCGCGACUUUAAUCUUUCCUGCUGGUGACUGCGGCAUACUGUUAAGAUGCUCUAAAAAAGCACUGUACAAUGCAUAUAGAAUUGUCUACGCACCCUCUAUACCCUUCUACUUGAAUAAUAACUGAAUAAAAUCGAGAGGCGAAAUCUUCUACAAAGUUUCUACCGUUUCAUGAGCAUUGCCCAACGAAUGAGAAUACUUAUCAGUGGCUGCAGCAGCCGAAAGGAUUACAGAUCGCCGGACGUCAAGCCCGUAGAACCAUAUCAAGACAUAUCGCUGGAAGCCGGCGUUAGACUCGUCGGGCGCGCCGUUUAUUAUUACUAAUUAUUAUAAGCGGAUAUUUUUGUACAGCGUCUUACAAUGUGGUCGGAUCGUUGCCGGCACGCCCGACGGGCACACGACCGGCCCGCCAUACUUAUUUCAUUUAUAUAGCGCGCGAUACCCUGAAGACGCGUAAACGCGUAUGUGCGCAAACACGACGAUACCUUUACAUACGCAUGUGUGUGCGUUAGCGGGACGUGUAAACGAAAUUAUCGCCGGUCCCAUCCAGGACUCACCUUGCACGUAAGGACGAUAAAUGGAGCUUAACUUUCGAUCGAAGAAUGUAUCUUUGUAAUCUCGGUGCUCGCUCACACGUCGCUUCUUCGCACGAUUUCAGAAAUCUCGUAUCUGUGUUAACACGUACCAGUUAUACACAAAUGUACACAGCAUAAACACGUGUUUACAGAUGCUAUCUACAUUGACAAAACACUACGAGUUAAUCUUAUGCUCUCGUGAGCGUUUCCUUUCUUCAUUGUCUCUUCUAUAUAGAUAAAGAACGCGUAUUUCUUACAUAUAUAAAAACAAAGUCCGUAUGAAAUUAGAUAUAUAAAAAAGAAUUAAUUAUUGAUGUACACACGUCUACGUCUUUCAGCAUAAAUGCUCUUAAGCAGAGAUAAAUGUGUAUACUUGUACACGCAUACCUAAAUGAAUACACAUACACGAGACAAAAUCACGCCUAAUGUUAUAUCUAUGAUAUAUAUGUAUAUACAUAUACAUAUAUACAUACAUAUAUAUAUAUAUAUGUAUAUAUAUAUAAUGGUUACUAUAUAACACACAUACACGAACUUCGUCUGUAUAUGUCUAUACAUAAUGUUAAAUAUAUAUGGUCGCUAUAUAAUAACUAUUACGUGAUAUGUAUGUAUUAUGAAACAUUUUUCCCUUAUCGACUCGCGACUCGCUACUCAAGUUCUAUAUGUCAUUGUUUAUUAUGUCGUUAAUGAUUAACGUGUAUAUGUAAAACUUUCAAAGAAUAAAAAUGAUAUAAGCAGAAAC